UGACACAAAGAAGCACGAAGACCGUAACUCUUGGGGCGCUACCCGUGCGGCUUGUAGGCGAUUUACUUCCGGGGUAGGCUCCUCCGGGGGAACGUUUCCGGCUCGGCAGCGGCAUUCAGAGCGUCGUGUUCCGCGGAGUCUGUCGCCAUGGCUCGAAAUGCAGAAAAAGCCAUGACGGCCUUGGCCAGAUUUCGCCAAGCUCAGCUGGAAGAAGGAAAAGUUAAGGAGCGGAGGCCCUUCCUUGCAUCAGAAUGUAAUGAGCUGCCUAAAGCUGAGAAAUGGAGGCGACAGAUUAUUGGUGAAAUAUCCAAGAAGGUGGCACAAAUUCAAAAUGCUGGUUUAGGUGAAUUCAGAAUCCGUGACUUGAAUGAUGAAAUUAACAAACUCCUAAGAGAAAAAGGACAUUGGGAAGUCCGAAUAAAGGAGUUGGGAGGACCCGAUUAUGCAAGAGUGGGUCCCAAAAUGCUUGAUCAUGAAGGAAAAGAAGUUCCAGGAAACAGAGGUUACAAAUACUUUGGAGCUGCUAAAGACUUACCUGGUGUCCGAGAACUCUUUGAAAAAGAACCUCUCCCUCCUCCAAGGAAGACACGAGCUGAACUAAUGAAAGCUAUUGAUGCAGAAUAUUAUGGAUACAGAGAUGAGGAUGAUGGUGUUCUAGAGCCAUUGGAACAGGAACAUGAAAGGAAAGUUAUUGCGGAAGCAAUGGAGAAAUGGAAAGUAGAGAAAGAGGCACGGCUUGCAAGAGGUGACAAAGAAGAAGAAGAGGAAGAAGUAAACAUAUAUGCAGUCAAUGAUGAUGAGUCUGAUGAAGAGAGUGGAAAGGAAAAAGAAGGUGAAGAUAGCCAGCAGAAAUUUAUUGCUCAUGUCCCAGUGCCAUCACAACAGGAGAUCGAAGAAGCUCUGGUCCGAAGGAAGAAGAUGGAACUGCUUCAGAAAUAUGCCAGCGAAGCUCUUAUGGCUCAGAGUGAAGAGGCUAAAAGGCUUCUAGGGUUGUAGUAUAUCUUGGGUUACUUUGGUUUUUCUAAUCCAUCCUAAGGCAAUAAAUGAGGGUCUGAGAGAAGCUUCUUAAAGUACUUUGGCAACACAGAAAUUGUAUUAUUUUUUUUGCAAACGGUGAACAAGAAGGAUGAUUUUUCUUCCUAAGCAUAUAUUACUAUCCUAAUCCAUGACUUUUCUCCUGUUUUCAGUUUCUGUACCUAACUAAUCCCUAGGGACUAGCUGGUUUGCCUUUAAGCCUGCUUUUUCUCAUCACUUCCUCUUUUGUGUAAUUUCUGUCAUAUAGCAAGUGUCUGCAGUGAUACCUUCUGCUAAAUUAGAAAGUAAAAGUUUCACAUUCUUCUUCUGUCAGUGGUGUUUUAGCUGAAGCCUUGUUUAACGCUGCCUCCUCCUUAAACAUUCGGGAGGGAAUAGGGAGGCAAUUGUUAUAGCUGUGUGUCUUUGCAAAAGACUCGAAAUGCCCUGUAUUACUGAAGUACUUUUAAGUAGUGUUCUCUGUAUGUCAGUGAUCAUUUGGUUGGAUUUGUGAAUGCUGGAUAUUUCAGCAAGUAAUAUUGUAAAUACUGGGGUGGGGUUGCUUUUGUAAUAUCAUCUGAAUUUUCAGUAAAGCCUUUUUUCAUAUAAA
Molecule: messenger RNA, 1621 nt
Organism: Anolis carolinensis (green anole)
Lineage: Eukaryota; Metazoa; Chordata; Lepidosauria; Squamata; Anolidae
Gene: isy1
Product: ISY1 splicing factor homolog
Exons: 11
Coding region: 148-996 (282 amino acids)
Biological process (GO): mRNA 3'-splice site recognition; generation of catalytic spliceosome for second transesterification step
Cellular component (GO): catalytic step 2 spliceosome; post-mRNA release spliceosomal complex; post-spliceosomal complex
Source: RefSeq, a predicted model, not a curated record